Penicillium samsonianum is the source of this 3432-nucleotide messenger RNA. Its product is annotated as DNA-directed DNA polymerase gamma MIP1. Gene Ontology annotation, biological process: mitochondrial DNA replication. Gene Ontology annotation, cellular component: mitochondrion; gamma DNA polymerase complex. The transcript has 2 exons. The record is from RefSeq and is a predicted model, not a curated record. The coding region runs from base 1 to 3432 and encodes 1143 amino acids. Gene Ontology annotation, molecular function: DNA binding; 3'-5' exonuclease activity; DNA-directed DNA polymerase activity. NCBI's taxonomy places the organism in Eukaryota, Fungi, Ascomycota, Eurotiomycetes, Eurotiales, Aspergillaceae.
AUGUUAUCUUGGAAGUCCUCCUGCACUCCUUGUUCCAGGGGUGCCGUGAGGUCUUUCUCGCGACUGAGCUCGCCGCUCCUGGUUAAGCCGCCAUCAUGGUACCAAUUACACAGAAGUCAUACAAGACUUUCCUCUACUUCCGCCGACAAUGUUACCACAACACGAUCUCUUUCUGUCCCUUCCUCAUCCAGAUUCAAUGACAUCGGAGUCCAACAGCUGAGUGACCAUGUCCAUGCUCAAGUCUUCCCAAAUAAAGGUCGCGUCCCGGACCCAGAACUAGUCGCUCUUUCGAAGGAUCAUUUGGCUAGACAUGAGCUCCUGGGCAAAUCUCAAAAUGGCGCCGGUCCUGUCGCAUUCGAUCUUCCUGCUCUCAAGGGGCAAACAUUGGACGAGCACUUCUACAAACUUGGAAUGGAUUCUUCCGAGCCCUACCUGUCAUGGGCUAAAUCAUAUGCGGCUCACAACUGUCCGGCCAAACCACGCAAAUGGGUCAAACGCAGUGGAUGGACGAAAUACCAUAGUGAUGGCACUUCUGAGCCUGUCGACGCCCCAAAUGAAUCAAUGUUAACAUUCGACACCGAGGUGAUGUACAAAAAUAAUUCAUUUGCAGUCAUGGCUUGUGCGGUAAGCCCGACAGCAUGGUAUGCCUGGCUAUCACCAUGGCUUCUCGGCGAGUCAAAGAAUGAAAUACAGUUGGUGCCCUUAGGAGAUCCCACUCAACCUCGCAUUGUGGUUGGCCACAAUAUUGGUUACGAUCGAGCCCGAGUCCUUGAGGAAUACAACAUGCAGCAAUCUCAAAACUUCUUUCUUGACACAAUGUCCCUUCAUGUGGCGGUCAACGGCAUGUGUUCACAACAGAGACCAACAUGGAUGCGCCACAAAAAGAAUCAGGACAUGAGAGAUAAAAUCGCGAAUGAGCACGAUUCUGUGGAGCUUGCCGCACUUCUCGAAAACAAUAUGUUGAGGGAAGAAGAGGAAGAGCUUUGGGUUGGGCGAAGCUCGGUGAACUCCCUGCGAGAUGUGGCUAAAUUCCAUUGUGAUGUCACCAUCGAUAAGGCGCAGAGAGAUUUCUUCGGUGAACUUGAUCGUGACUCCAUCCUGGGCAGACUGGAGGAGCUUCUCGACUACUGUGCCGCCGAUGUUGCCAUCACCCACCGUGUCUACCGAAAAGUUUUCCCCAACUUUCUUGAGACUUGCCCGCAUCCUGUCAGUUUCGGCGCUCUUCGACACUUGUCCUCUGUCAUUUUGCCAGUCAACCAGUCCUGGGAAGAGUAUCUUGCCAGCGCAGAGGAAACCUAUCAUAAGCGACUUGACGAUGUCCAAAGUAAAUUGCUAGCACUAUGCGACGAGGCAUUGAAGUAUAAAGAUCAACCAGACAUUUACACGAAUGAUCCUUGGCUACAACAGCUGGACUGGUCCGGCCAAGAGAUCAAAAUGGCGAAAGGAAAGAAGAAGGGCGAUCCUCCUCGGCCGGCAGCCAGACAAAAGAAACCAGGAAUGCCCAAGUGGUACAAGGAUCUUUUUACUUCAAACGCUGCAGAGAUCAACCUGACGGUACGAACUCGCAUUGCACCUGUUUUGCUGAAACUGUCAUGGGACAACUACCCUCUUGUUUGGUCGGACCUUCACGGAUGGACUUUCCGCGUUCCCCGUGAUCAAAUCAAACAGUAUGAGAACCAGCCAGUCGUCAUGUGCGAUAUGGCCGAGGAAAAGAACACCGAGUUGCGAGACGAUAGGAAAGCCACAUACUUCAAAAUUCCCCACAAAGACGGCCCCCAGGCCAGGUGUACCAAUCCGCUUGGCAAAGGGUACAUGCAAUAUUUCGAGCGUGGAAUCUUGUCGUCUCAAUAUGAACUUGCCAAACAAGCGCUAGAUAUGAACGCGUCAUGCUCCUACUGGAUCAGCGCCCGAGAUCGAAUCAAGGGUCAAAUCGUGGUCUAUGAAGAUCAGGUGCAAAAGGGCGGAGAGAAGAGUCAAGCAAGUGAGAAUCGUGUCGGGUUCAUUCUGCCUCAAGUUAUUCCCAUGGGAACCAUCACUCGACGUGCCGUGGAAAAUACUUGGUUAACUGCAAGUAACGCGAAAGCCAACCGUGUUGGGUCAGAGCUAAAGGCUAUGAUCAAAGCACCGCCAGGCUACUCGUUCGUUGGAGCCGAUGUCGACUCCCAGGAAUUAUGGAUUGCAAGUCUUGUUGGAGAUGCCCCAUUCCAGAUUCACGGAGGAAACGCAAUUGGCUUCAUGUGCUUAGAAGGGUCCAAAGCUGAGGGGACGGAUCUUCACUCACGAAGUGCGUCGAUUCUGGGAAUCUCGCGUAAUGAUGCCAAGGUCUUCAACUACGGCCGAAUCUACGGGGCAGGCGUCAAGUUCGCCGCUACUUUACUUCGCCAGUUCAACCCAUCUCUGACUGAAAAGCAGACACAAGAGACUGCUAAGAACCUAUACAAAGAGACCAAGGGAACGCGCACUUCACGUCGCCUAUUGAGUGAGACGCCGUUUUGGCGAGGUGGCACUGAAUCCUUUGUGUUCAAUAAACUCGAAGAGUUCGCGGAUCAAGAACGACCUAGAACCCCCGCUUUGGGUGCUGGGAUCACCGAGGCGCUCAUGCGACGUUUCAUCAACAAAGGCAGCUUCAUGACUUCCCGAAUCAAUUGGGCCAUUCAGUCGUCGGGUGUCGAUUAUCUUCACCUCUUGAUCGUUGGCAUGGACUAUCUCAUCCGACAAUUCAACAUCCAGGCCCGCUUAGCCAUCACUGUUCACGAUGAAAUUCGCUACCUUGUCAAAGAUGAAGACAGGUACCGCGCUGCAAUGGCUUUGCAGAUUGCCAACGUUUGGACCCGCGCCUUAUUUUCGCAGCAAGUGGGCAUUGAUGAUCUUCCCCAAUCCUGUGCCUACUUCUCAGCAGUCGACAUUGACCAUGUGCUUCGCAAAGAAGUCGACAUGGACUGUGUGACUCCCUCUCACCCCCACAAAAUUCCGCAUGGUGAAACGCUGGAUAUCACUCAGCUCCUGGAUAAGGAUCAAGAAGCUUUCUUGGACCCUUCCAUCACACCACAGUCGCCUCCAAACCCCGAAAAAUACCCAUACACCCCACGGGAGUCGGUCAUGUCCGCCUUCCAAGCAUCCAACGACAUUGACUUUAUCAAAGCUCAGAUCACCAAGGAUGACAAAGAGCUCCGCGAUAUCAUCAAGGAGAAGACGCGAGCAGCUACUGGUGCCAGCGCUCCUAGCCCUCGCACCCCUUCUACCAAACCGAAAGGCAAAUCUACCAAUUGGACCUCAGCAAAGCCCCAGCGGGCGGUUCUGAUGGACAUGGAGUCAGGUCUCUAUCCCGACUUCCACGGCCCCCCUAGGCCUAGUUCUCAUGGGAACAAGCAGCCUCAAAUGGGAUUCCACCGUCCUUCCUGGAAACCACGGGCAACAACAGCCCGAGUAUAA